AUGUGGUGUUCCAGUGUUCCAGACCAAAAGGAGUCCAAGGACCGAGACGAGGAUGAAAGAAUUGGAUGUGAGGAACAAGGAAGCGAGGCAGCAAGUGGCGGAGUGGUGGAGGAGGCGGGCAGGGCUGCAGGAGGGGCUGGGGACCUGACUCAGUAUGUUCAGUGCAAACAUAAGCAUGCUCUGGAGAGGGAUUACUGGGCUGACAAGAAUGGGCCUCCCAUCCUGGACGCGUCCCAAGACUGGAAGCUACUGACGGGGCGCCAGAACGACACCCACACCAUGGUCCGCGUGCGCCGCCCCAUCAAGCCCUACACCAUAGACGACAUCAACGUGGUGGAUGAACCCACGUGGAUACUAUGGGCCUGGCACCCGCACGACCCCGGCGAAGACCUGCAGAAGGCUUACCACAAAGGCAACCGAGGGAAGCGCAAGCUGUGUCUCUUAAGAACCAAAUGCUGGCCGCCUCCUCCUGUCAACGCCGUCGUUUCCACCACCACCACCACCACCUCCGCCACCCACUUUCACCUCCUCCUGCUCCUUCCCGCGCUUCUGCCUCGUUUCUUAUGAGCUCAGCCACGCCGCUACUGCUGUAUCUAGGAAUUUAUCUUUUUUUCUCUAUAUUUUUUUCUUUUUUUUUUGCUCUGGGGAUGCAUUCACUGUACCUUGGGACCUUAGUAUGAAGGGCACGGGCCACGCGCAGCGGUGAAGAAGUGUUCAAACCGGAGAGACGCAUCGGGGAAGACGUCUGGAGCUGAGAGUUGUAAUGGGGAGAUCUUACGUGAAAACUGAGAGAGAGAGAGAGAGAGAGAGAGAGAGAGAGAGAGAGAGAGAGAGAGAGAGACAGACAGGCGCACAGACGAACAAACAGAUAGGUAGACAAACAGACUUACGAACAGACGAUCAGACAGACAGACACGGACAGGCAAAAAAGCAGAACAGACAGACAGACAGACAGACAAACAGACAGACAGAUAGACAGGCAGACAGAUAGAUAGAGCUGGACAGAUAGGCAGACUGAUACGAGAGAACGGGCCUUACUGGGCACCACCCGGAGCGGGGAAGGACCCAUUGCUUGUCACAUAUACCUCACACGCCAGCCGCCGCACCCUCCCGCCCGACGACUCACGCCGGGGUGAGGCUCGCCGGGUGUGACGUCACCUUCUCUUCACUCACUCACCGCUGCUGCCUCCUUCCUCUAUCGCGCCAGCCAAACACGUCACACUGAGGGAGCCGACUCUCGCCGCUGCCGAUCUAUUACAAGAGGAGACAUGACCGACCUGAGACUGGCAGGGAGUGCCGCAUGAGUUAGCAGCCAUGUGGGGGGGGGAAGGGGCUUGUUCCGCCGUGCCCGUGCCUUACAGGCGCGUGAAUGGAGUGACGUCACACCCGGGUCCUGGCGAGCGUCCGUCGGUCAACAUGAACAGGGAUUACAUCUCGUCUAGAGUGACCUUGAUGCCGCGCGGGGGAGCCUCUCAGGCCUCAAGCAAUCCUUCGCUAUGCACUACCCCAAAUGUGUUUGGAGGCUGUAAUAACCCCCCAAUUUCCCAUAUCUAUCUAUCUAUCUAUCUAUCUAUCUAUCUAUCUAUCUAUAUAUAUAUAUAUAUAUAUAUAUAUAUAUAUAUAUAUAUAUAUAUAUAUAUAUAUAUAUAUAUAUAUAUAUAUAUAUAUAUAUAUAUAUAUAUAUAUAUAUAUAUAUAUAUAUAUAUAUUGUAAGUAUGCAAUUUGCUUAUCUAAUUGAAGAAGAGGAAAUUUAUUAUUCUCUAAAACAGAUGCUCCAUUCUCCCUCUGGUCUGCUCUCCCUGAGGAACACGCCCCCGCCCCCGCAGGCACCAGGGUCCACACAGCAGGCCGCCUCUCCUCGACCCUGACACCCCUGCUCUCCCUUCGCUCCCUCACCUGCGCAACUCACAGGACACCGCGGACUCCCCCAACCCCGCCCUCACCAGAGGGGUCUUAGCACUGGAGGCACGGGAGGGAGGCGACCCUGCAGCCCUGGCCUGCAGCCACACGUUGCCGAAGGUGGCCUCAGGGUGCAGGAUGGAAAGUACUUCUGCUGAUUCAAAUCGGUGUAAUAACGACCGCCUCUGAACGCCCACCACUAACCCGCACCUUUCCGUCGACUGUCUCCCGCUCGUGCUUGGCCACCAAGUCUGCCGCUCACCAGGAUGUGUACCGUUACGCUGUAUUACUUCGUGCAUUCCUUCUUCAUCUCCUUGUCGCGGCUCGCACGCCAGCAGGUGUGUCUUCCCGCUCACAGAUCCUCACUUCUUGGACGGGAGGAUUUCCUCUUGGUUCACGAGUCUGCGUGAAGAGCGCGACGUAGUGAAAUAUUAUGUGGCAAUUCCUUAGUCGUUUCCUCUCAUUAUAUAUUUAUCUACGUAGCUCUUAAGUUUAUUCUACAUUUCUCUCAAAUCAA
Messenger RNA from Scylla paramamosain (green mud crab), 2416 nucleotides. RefSeq names its product DBH-like monooxygenase protein 1. Gene Ontology annotation, molecular function: dopamine beta-monooxygenase activity; copper ion binding. Lineage: Eukaryota; Metazoa; Arthropoda; Malacostraca; Decapoda; Portunidae. Gene Ontology annotation, biological process: octopamine biosynthetic process; norepinephrine biosynthetic process; dopamine catabolic process. The coding region runs from base 1 to 567 and encodes 188 amino acids. The record is from RefSeq and is a predicted model, not a curated record. Gene Ontology annotation, cellular component: secretory granule membrane. The transcript is spliced from 4 exons.